AAGCAUGGCCGACGAAAGCUUCACAACCCCUCGCAUCGAGCUGCGGCAGUUCGAUCCCUCUCUGAGCUUCAGUGCGGUCGAUGGCGGGCGCCUCGUGGAUGCAUGGCACGCACUUCAACGAUCAUCAGUAGACGCUGCCCUCCUAUCAUCUUCCGAGGCGAACGUCUUCGCUUUUGCAGAAGGGUGCUUUUACUUCGCGAUGGUGUACUAUUCCCAGUCUUACGUGACGGGGCUGGUAAAGCUCAGGGAGCGGGAGGAGAAAAAACAGCAGCAGGCAGUUGGCCCGCUUAGACUGAAAAAGCGAACACAGACCCAGUCGAGCGCAUGGAAGCCUAUAAGCGGUUGGAAUGACACUGGUCACUCGGGUACCGCCACUCAACUCGACUGGCAAGACCAGGAUCAUGAUAUGGAGGCGCUGACAAGUGAUGAAAUCAAGAAAUCUCCUUGGUCAAAGUGGGGUAAUGAGCACGUAGACGAAAGCGAUUUCCCAUCCCUCUUUGGAAUAGAUGCACACAAUCACUCUGUCGAUCCAUUCAGCGUCCCAAAGCCUUUAUUCUCAGGCGCUAACGCUCCCAUGGAUAGCAUUCCUUCAAUUGAUGAUACCUCAGAGUCGGACCCGGAGAUGGAAUCAGAUUUGAUUGGCAUUGCCUACAUCGCACCUGCCACCGGUCUGGUGGCAGAAGCAUCGCGAGAGGUCUCCAUGGGAGUUGCUCUCCUUCCACAUGCGCGAGGGAAAGGCUUUGGAAGCGAGACAACGCGUGAACUUGUGAAGAUCGCCAUUGAUAAACUUUCCUUUCAUCGCGUCACCGCUUUGGUUCUUGGACGCACCCCCACUUCGUCUUAUCAGCCCUCUCAGAGAAAGGCGUGUUCGGAGAACGAGAAGAAAGGCGAGAAGCAACAAGAUAGCCUACAACCUCCUAAACAUGAUACUGAGGCUGAAGUGGAGGCUGUGCUUCGGAUGUUUAUCGCCGCUGGAUUUAACUUUGAAGGAACGCGGCGCCGAUCCCUCCUGGAGGCGAAUGGUAACGAUAACUCCGCGUGGCGCGAUACACACUGUCUUGCUAUCCUUGAUACGGACUGGAUGGAAAUCCAGAUGCGCGCUAUGUUCGCUGCUAUUCAUCCUGGGAACAAAGGAAAGGAGAAGGCUAGAGAGCAGGAUGGAUCUUCAUCAAGUGUCGAUGAGGGAAAGACCAUGCGCGUAGAACGCCGUCGCACACGCUGGGACGAAAUGCUUCCGCGCCAUCAACGUGAACAAGAGGCACUCGCUAGAGUGGAGUCGCGUCUUCAUCGCUCUGCGAGCACGGAGACCCUCCGUCCAGAUACCGGACCAGGCGCAAAGACUGAAGCGAAUAUUAUUGAGAUUGGUGGGGGAUACUUGUCGAGCGACACGAACGAAAGUGAUUACGGAAAUGACGUGGAGCGUGCGUCCGUGUUUAGCUCGACUUCGAUUUCAAAUCCUUUCCGAAACCCAACCAGUGGUGGGACUUCAACUUUCCGGUUCCAGUCGCGUUUCUUCCUAGAUUCGGGCGACGAAUCCGCAGACGAGGAGGGCGGUAAUCUGGAACUGGAGCAAGGCUCUCAGAAUGGGAGCGAGCUGUCCUAUCCUUAUCUAGCUCAUGCGCGGUUUGAACAAGCAGAUAAUGUAUCAGAGACUCUCAGCCGAGAAAAAGUUGCUCAAUUCUUGCGCACGCUUACACAUCCAGGACCACCACCUAGUGAAAUAGAAGUAGUAUCAUCAGCAGGGAGUGACUUCGAGAGUUGUGUGGAUGAGGCGGAGUCUUCGAGCGGUGCUGAGGAGAAGGCAAGUACCGAUGAUCCUCUGGAACUAGGCGGAAAUUCUGGAACAAGGCCGACAUUGACUUCUGCUCCAUUUAUGGUUCCGUCCACUCCUACGAACACGAUGCCGGAAUCUGCAUUGGAAGUUAGCCAAGCUCGGAAGAAACGUCGGUUGUCACUCGAUUCAGAGGCAGUUGGCGACAAGACCAGCGGUCCAGGCGAUGGUCCAGAUGACACGCCAAACCUAUCUACCUCCUUCCCGAGAACUGGCUCAUGGACUAGUGUCACCAGGGACGCUAGCACUGAUACUGACACUGACACCGAAAUGCAUUCGGAUGUCGAAGUAUCGGAUGCAGAGUCUGCUUCGACGUCGACGUGGGACGUCCUCUCCGGUACAAGCAGUGUACAUACACCGUCGCCCUCGCCAAGCUUGCACAGUGCGAGUGACGACGAAGCGUUGAUUUAAUGAUAAGUCCUUGACCUGUCAUGCGUGUAGAGCAAUAGAACUAUUUCUGGAAAAGAGUUUUCUGUAUUUUAAUUGGUUUCGUUUCUCGUCUGCGUUUGUACACUUAUCACGAUCCUCCCUAAAUCCAAACAGUCGCACAAUUUCCUCAUUCAUCACACUUUUACAAAGUAGUAAAUAUCUCAACUAUGUUUUCGUAUUGCUUCACUCGCUCUCCCAGUGUCUCCAUAUGCAUCUCCUUGUUUAGUAAUGGCUAUC
Messenger RNA from Fomitiporia mediterranea MF3/22, 2497 nucleotides. RefSeq lists its product as uncharacterized. The transcript has a single exon. The coding region runs from base 5 to 2242 and encodes 745 amino acids. The record is from RefSeq and is a predicted model, not a curated record. NCBI's taxonomy places the organism in Eukaryota, Fungi, Basidiomycota, Agaricomycetes, Hymenochaetales, Hymenochaetaceae.